Molecule: messenger RNA, 2688 nt
Organism: Bicyclus anynana (squinting bush brown)
Lineage: Eukaryota; Metazoa; Arthropoda; Insecta; Lepidoptera; Nymphalidae
Exons: 2
Coding region: 1540-2613 (357 amino acids)
Source: RefSeq, a predicted model, not a curated record
ACACUCCUUUCGGUUUCUACACGACAUCGUACCGGAACGCUAACGGUACGUUCACACGGAGACACGAUUUGCCGAAUCUUAUUUUCAUCGGAUCUGGAAAAACCGAAUGUUGUAUUCACACAGCACAUCUUGUUUGGCCGUAUCCGACGGCCUCGUAUCGGGAUCUCGUGUGAACUCACCAUCCGGCUUUUAUUAGCAAGAGCGCGCACAGUUCCUCACGUUGAUUUGGAAGCGAUGGACGUGAACAGUCUUGCUAUACUAUACUGCAUACCUACCAUCAACUGUAAUAGCGACUCAACUGCAGACCUAAACUGAACUGCUUCGAAUUUUCGUACCACGAAGUCCUAUAUCCGACCAAUUGACGCUGUAGCGAAAAAUAACCUAAACUGAGUCGCUAACGGAAUCCAUUCAUACGGUUUCUCGUACUAUGAAGUCAUCUUGUAACCUAAACUGUAUCGUUAAGCUGUCAAACUGAGCCGACCAAAUAAAGUUACUUAUAAUGUGGCUGGAACUGAAUCGUUUUCACGUAUUUUACUUAUAAUUGUUUAAAAAUGAAUAAGUUAGUAUUAGUAUUGGUAAAUAAAUAAUUUCUGGAAGCUUGUAGUGAUGUUUGAUGAACAAUACGAUGAACUUUUCGAUUUUAUGAAAAACGAUAGUGAAAUAAGUACGCGUAAACAAAGACGACGCUUCAUUUGGGAACAAAAGGAUCCUUUGUUUGAUUUAUAGUGGAUGUUUAUAGAAAUGGUGCUAAUUUUAUAUGCCGUAUGUGCUAAUGUUUUAAAAACAAAAUCGACAGAUUUGUCGCUAAACCAAGAAGUGCGUAAUGUGGUGCAGUGUAUUUGCAAUGCGUGCAGUAGGUAAGUGCAGUGUAUUAAUAAAAAAUAGGUACGUUGUGCUUUCUGUGCCAGAUUAAAGUUUCAUAAAUUAAUAUAUUUAAACAACUUUUUGACGAAAUAUUAGGGUCAUUUAAAGCCAAAUGUUCUGGCUUGAGAAGUGUAAAUAUAGAUCUAACCUGUAGACCUCUAUGUCUCGUGUUUCUCUGUAAAAAAUACCACUUAAAAUUCUUGUAUUGAAGUGGUAGGUAGGUACUUAUGUCAGUCCACCUACACUGCGUAUUAAUUCGUAACUGAUAUUAUACUAACAGCAUACAUUAUUUGUUAAGUAAUUUAACUAUAAUACUUAAGGUAAACUAACAAUUUAAAGUUAAAACCAAAAUAAAUUCAAAGUUCGUGCUUUUUUUUUGACUUUUUGUAGCGUUGUCUCUCUCAAACAUAUUGCUAUUCAACCGCAGAUCAGAGACAAAUGUCGAUCAUUCAUUCACAAUAGACGAUUCAAAUGCUAUUCAGUUUAGGAGAUGUCAUGGUACGAAUUAAAAGCGAUUCAAUAUAGGCACCGAAGUUGAAUAGCGUCGGAUUUGGAUCGCUAGGUUAAAGUUGAUAGUAGCCCUCCUGGUAUUAUCGCCGUCAGCGUCGUAGAAAAAGAUUGUGGUUAAACCCAAUAGUACAAAGAAGAUCAACAGUUGGUGCCUUUACAACUCUAAUGCAGCAGUUAAGAAAUGAUCCACAAAAAUUUUUUAACUACUUUAGAAUGACUAUACCUACAUUUGAUAAUCUUUUGAAAAAAGUGGAAAAAGAUUUGAAAAAGCGUGAUACAAAUAUGAGGAAAAGCAUUAGACCAGAAGAAAAAUUAGCGAUAUGUAUAAGAUAUAUGGCUUCUGGGUGUUCAUACAAGGAUUUACAUUACGCCUACCGAGUCGGAGUGUCUACGAUCAGUAACAUUAUUAAGGAAGUAACGAAUGCUAUUUGGAACAAUUUGCAUGGGGAGUUUAUGACAUUACCCAACACAAUAUCUGACUGGGAAUAUAUCGCCAAUGGAUUUAAUACUAGAGCAAACUUUCCCCAUUGCAUUGGUGCAGUGGACGGUAAACAUAUUAGGAUAAAAAAGCCAAACAACAGUGGUUCCAUGUUUAUGAAUUACAAAGAUUUCUUUUCCAUCGUAUUAUUAGCAGUGGUUGAUUCAUAUUAUAAAUUUACAUACAUCUGUGUGGGCUCGUAUGGAAAAGAAUGCGAUUCGACAAUAUUCAAGGAGUGUACUUUUUGGAAAAAACUAAUAGAUGGUGAUUUGCAAUUACCGGCAGCAUGUCCACUGACAAACGAUUCCGAUUUAUCGAUUCCGUUUGUAGUAAUAGGCGAUGAAGGUUUUGGCUUGCAUCAACAUUUGAUGAGACCUUACGGCGGAAACCAUUUGGAUAGAAACAAAAGAAUAUAUAACUACAGAUUAACCAGAGCUCGACGCUAUGUUGAGUGCGCCUUUGGGAUAUUAGCUAACAAGUGGCGAAUAUUUCAUCGUCCACUGGAUGUUGAUACCAGCACAGCAAUAUCGAUUGUAAAGGCUUGCACUGUACUUCAUAAUUUUAUAAUAGAUAUGGAAGGUGUACAGUCGAACAUAGAAACAACAAGCAAUGUAUCAUCAGUGGUUAACGUGUUCACAGAUGCACCCAAUGAACAAAAUAGUACACGAGGUGGACGAUGUGCUAAUGUUAUACGAUCUGAAUUCACAAAUUAUUUUAUUUCUACAGCAGGAGCUGUGCCUUGGCAAGAUGAAUCAAUCUAACGUUAAUUUUGUAACACACUGCUAAUGUACAAAUACUUAACCUGUUUACUUUAAAAAAUUACAAACUUACCAUAA